Molecule: messenger RNA, 684 nt
Organism: Endocarpon pusillum Z07020
Lineage: Eukaryota; Fungi; Ascomycota; Eurotiomycetes; Verrucariales; Verrucariaceae
Product: Ras-related protein Rab-11B
Exons: 4
Coding region: 1-684 (227 amino acids)
Biological process (GO): exocytosis
Cellular component (GO): recycling endosome
Molecular function (GO): GTP binding; GTPase activity
Source: RefSeq, a predicted model, not a curated record
AUGGCCAACGAUGAAUAUGAUUUUCUCUUCAAGGUCGUCCUCAUUGGUGACUCUGGAGUCGGAAAAUCCAACCUGCUGAGCCGGUUUACUCGAAAUGAGUUCAACCUGGAUUCCAAGUCUACGAUCGGCGUUGAGUUUGCGACAAGGUCUAUUCAGGUUGACGCAAAGACAAUCAAGGCGCAAAUCUGGGACACUGCAGGUCAGGAGAGAUACCGCGCAAUCACUUCUGCCUACUAUCGUGGAGCGGUCGGCGCGCUGCUCGUCUACGACAUCAGCAAGCACCAGACUUACGACAAUGUGACCCGUUGGUUGAAGGAGCUCCGAGAUCAUGCCGAUGCCAAUAUUGUGAUCAUGCUUGUUGGGAACAAGAGCGAUCUGAGGCAUUUGAGGGCUGUACCUACUGAAGAAGCCAAGCAGUUUGCGAGCGAAAACAAUCUAUCCUUCAUCGAAACGUCCGCUCUCGACGCAAGCAACGUUGAGCUUGCCUUCCAAAAUAUCCUCACAGGCAAGUCUUCAGACUACAAUAAACAGGCAGAGCUAACAAGCACGACAGAGAUCUACAGGAUUGUGUCCAGCAAGACAUUCGAGACAGGAGACUCUGCGCAAAACCCCAUCGCACAAGGCACCAAACUCGACAUUGGCAACUCGCCUUCCCCAGAUACCAAGACUAAUAAAUGUUGUUGA